This is a messenger RNA of Mercurialis annua (annual mercury), 876 nucleotides long. Its product is annotated as probable WRKY transcription factor 75. Bases 77 to 658 code for a protein of 193 amino acids. NCBI's taxonomy places the organism in Eukaryota, Viridiplantae, Streptophyta, Magnoliopsida, Malpighiales, Euphorbiaceae. Gene Ontology annotation, biological process: regulation of DNA-templated transcription. The transcript is spliced from 2 exons. Gene Ontology annotation, molecular function: sequence-specific DNA binding; DNA-binding transcription factor activity. The record is from RefSeq and is a predicted model, not a curated record.
CUUCCUCAUCUUCUUCUCCUUCUUGUUCUACUUUCUCCCUUUGAAAUAUCUUUAUAUAAAGAGUGCAAGUUUUUCAAUGGAAAAAUUCCAAAUCUUAUUUCCAUAUUCAUCAUCACCAACACAGCCAUCAUCUAUUACUACUACUAAUAAUUAUUCUGUCUCAUCAAACAUGACAAAUAAUUCCCAUGUUCUUGCCAAUUUUGAAGGAAAUAAUAAUAAUUCUUAUGCGGGUUUCUUGGAAUUGAAGUUAGAAAAUGAUCAAGUAGGUUCUUCGGUACCGGAACCCGAAUUAGGCAUGGAUAUAAAUAGCGGAAGCUUUGGUGAAAGUGAUGAGAUUAGAUCAAGCAAAAAGAGAGGUGAAAAGAAGAUUAAAAAGCAAAGAUAUGCCUUUCAAACAAGAAGCCGAGUUGAUAUUCUUGAUGAUGGUUAUAGGUGGAGAAAAUAUGGACAAAAAGCUGUGAAACAUAACAAAUUUCCAAGGAGCUACUAUAGGUGUACACAUCAAGGGUGCAACGUAAAAAAGCAAGUGCAACGCUUAACAAAAGAUGAAGAUGUUGUAGUAACAACUUACGAAGGAAUGCACACUCAUCCUAUACAGAAGCAAACAGAUAAUUUCGAACAUAUCUUAAGCCAGAUGCAAAUUUACACUCCAUUCUAAUCAAGUGAUCGAUUAUAGUGGCGAUACGAUGAAAAUUACGGCACGUAAUCUUGAAAAGAUUAAUGUGUUGUACGUAUACUUUUUAGUAAAUGUAAUUAUUACAAUAAGGUUUGGCAAAGUAGAAGGCACCGUUUUAUAGUAAUAUCAGCACAAUUGCAGAUUAAGUUCUUGAUUGUGUUCAUUAUAGACUCUUUAUAAAAUUUCCUUCAAUUCUUUUU